This is a messenger RNA of Clunio marinus, 303 nucleotides long. NCBI's taxonomy places the organism in Eukaryota, Metazoa, Arthropoda, Insecta, Diptera, Chironomidae. The record is from the annotation of a GenBank genome assembly.
AUGAAACCAUUUGAAGUAAAUCCUCAAAGAAAUCAGAGCGCUUUCAUUUUUGAGGCAAUUUCACUUCAGGCUCAACACGACGAAAAUUAUCAUAAAAUCCUCAUCGACACGAAUCACAAAACAACACACGAUGGAAAACUCCGGACUGAGAAGACGAAAAGCAAACACGUCUUAACUACACGAAGAACUUGUUAUCAAUGCGAAUUGAGAGAGAAAAGAAAUUUUCUUUUCCACAAAAAAUGGUCUCGUGUUGCAGCUUUACUGAGAAGAAUGUUUUUUGAUGGUACAUGCGUAGUAACGUAA